UUUGCCGCCGCAGCUGUUGUUGUGGCGCCCGUGCACACCCUCACGCAUUUGCGCACACUUAAGUGUGCUCCUUGAGCGGCGGCGACCGCAUGUCCAUUCAGGCUGCCGCUCUCUGCUCCGCCGCCGUCUUCUCGGGUUGCCUCUCCAGCCUGCACACACACACAGACAAACACACACAACGCAGGCCAAGUGGAAUGUUGUCGCCGUCUUGCUGGGAAAAGUGGCAUUCAGCAGAAGAGUGAAGAAGACUGCGCUGGUUUACCAUGAGCUGUUUGGAUGUUAUGUACCCAGCCUAUGGACAUUACGCCUCGUACGCAACCAGCGCUCCUGCUUUCAUCAACACGUUACAGACUCCCAGUGGUGUGAGUAGCACCUCACCUCCGUGCCGGGAUUUUAUGGACACUCCUAGACGUCCCGAGGGAAUGUCCGCCGUUCAGGGCAGCGUCGGCGGACCGCCGACCUCGUCGUCUUCGGCCGCCUCGUCUUCUUCUUCUUCCUCUUCCUCCUCAUCUUCCUCCUACACGUCGGCGGCCCCGCGGCCUGACGAGGGCCCCAAGAACAAGCAGGAUGGCCCCGACGCUGAGUACCUGAAUUCCCGUUGCGUGCUUUUCACUUACUACCAGGGGGACAUCAGCAGCGUGGUGGACGAGCAUUUCUCUCGAGCUCUCAGCUCCUAUAUGGACGGCGAGGGAAAGCGGCGCGCUGCGGAGCAACAGGUCGCCGGUACUCCAGACACACCUUCACCGAGCAGCCGACGGAGUUUCCCUCCAUCCUUCUGGGACAGUAACUACUCAUCACCUCAAAGCCGCGCACACUGCGAGACGGCGGCUCCUUCCUAUUCCAUGGACCCCUACGCGUCGGGGCUACACCCGGGCCUCCCCCACCCGCAUUCUCACCCGCAUUCUCACCCGCACGCUCACCCCCACCCUCACCCGGCGGAGAGCUGGGGCUACACCCAGGCCCAGGCCUACGGGCCUCCAAGGCCUCUCCACGAACUCUACUCGCCUUCCAGUUUGGAGCCCCACUACGGGCCCCUGCUCAUGCCCACUGUUCGGCCGGCCCACUUGCCCACCUUGCCGAGCCACUACGAAGUAACCAAACUGGAGCCCACGGCCACCUGGCCCGGCCUGCUACCUCCGGGGGACGUCGGGCAGACACUGGCCCUCAACAUGGAUGCAGGCCUGCAGCAACACAAGAAAGGCAAGGAGCUCUACUGGUUCUAACGAAGCCCACAUUCACAUUGACCACAGCCAAUUAGUCCCUGGACCUUCUCCGCUAUUGAACAAGUGUGUCCCCUUUAUCCCAUGCACACAAACACACACAACUGGCCUCCCCUGACAGCCUGGCUCCUGGUGGAUGCGAGUGCACCAUGGAGAUAACGCAUAAUCUGGACCGCCUUCGCCAUGUCCCUCUCCGGAGGCAGACCCUGGCACAGGGAGACGCCAUGUUGGACCCAGAAAAACAGACUUUCGUUGAUCAAGGGAUGGACUUGGGGUGUGGGUGGUGGUGGUGGUGGU
This is a messenger RNA of Syngnathus typhle (broad-nosed pipefish), 1517 nucleotides long. It is a transcript of the gene vgll2b, whose product is annotated as vestigial-like family member 2b. The record is from RefSeq and is a predicted model, not a curated record. Lineage: Eukaryota; Metazoa; Chordata; Actinopteri; Syngnathiformes; Syngnathidae. Gene Ontology annotation, cellular component: nucleus. The transcript has 4 exons. Gene Ontology annotation, biological process: regulation of transcription by RNA polymerase II. Bases 264 to 1223 code for a protein of 319 amino acids.